UUUCUCAGUGCGGCGGCGGCGGCUCCGGGCAUCGGGCCUUUUGUCUGGAGCAGCUGUGGGGGGGGCCCCGAGCGGCGAGGCCGCCGGCCUUCCCCAGCUCGCUCGGUCCCGGCCACCCCUCACGGGGGUGGGGGCCUCCCCCUGGGCCGGGCGUCGCCUAAAGCGCCGCCGCCCCGCCCUAGGCCCGCCCCGCCUGGCCUGAGGGGAGGAACCGGCCGGGUCUUAAGUCGCGGUCCGGCGACCUCCCGGAGUCUGAGUUGUUGCCACUGCCUUUCUUGCAUCCUACGGGAGGCUGCUCUUUUGCCCCGCAAGCCGACGCCAUGAAGAUCAAGGAUGCCAAGAAGCCCUCUUUCCCAUGGUUUGGCAUGGAUAUUGGAGGAACACUUGUAAAGCUGUCAUAUUUUGAACCUAUUGAUAUCACAGCAGAGGAAGAACAAGAAGAAGUUGAGAGUUUAAAAAGUAUUCGGAAAUAUUUGACUUCUAAUGUAGCAUAUGGAUCCACUGGCAUUCGAGAUGUACACCUGGAACUUAAGGAUUUAACACUUUUUGGCCGACGAGGGAACUUGCACUUUAUUCGAUUUCCAACCCAUGACCUGCCUACUUUUAUCCAAAUGGGAAGAAAUAAAAACUUCUCAACCUUACAUACGGUGCUCUGUGCUACAGGAGGUGGUGCUUACAAGUUUGAAAAAGAUUUUCGCACAAUUGGAAACCUCCACUUGCAUAAACUGGAUGAACUUGACUGCCUUGUAAAGGGCUUGCUGUAUAUAGAUUCUGUCACUUUCAAUGGACAGGCAGAGUGCUAUUAUUUUGCUAAUGCCUCAGAGCCUGAAAGAUGCCAAAAGAUGCCUUUUAACCUGGAUGAUCCAUACCCACUACUAGUAGUGAACAUUGGUUCAGGAGUCAGUAUUUUAGCAGUCCAUUCCAAAGACAAGUACAAACGAGUAACUGGAACAAGCCUUGGUGGUGGUACCUUCCUAGGGCUGUGUAGCUUACUAACUGGCUGUGAAAGUUUUGAAGAGGCUCUUGAAAUGGCAUCCAAAGGUGACAGCACCCAAGCAGACAAGCUGGUCUGUGAUAUUUAUGGCGGAGAUUAUGAAAGAUUUGGUCUGCCAGGUUGGGCUGUAGCAUCUAGUUUUGGGAAUAUGAUACAUAAGGACAAGCGAGAAUCUAUUAGUAAAGAGGAUCUAGCAAGAGCUACUUUGCUUACCAUCACUAAUAACAUUGGCUCUUUGGCACGAAUGUGUGCUAUUAAUGAGAAAAUAACCAGAGUUGUCUUUGUUGGAAACUUUCUACGUGUCAAUACACUCUCAAUGAAACUUUUGGCAUAUGCACUGGAUUAUUGGUCAAAUGGUCAACUGAAAGCAUUGUUUCUAGAACAUCAGGGAUACUUUGGAGCAGUUGGUGCACUUCUUGGACUGCCAAAUUUCAGCUAAACAUCAGAUUUUUUUCUGCUACUGUCAUCCAAGAGGAAGUGAAAACCAGAAGCAUUAUUAAUACAUUGUCACUCAGAACCAAAGGAUAAGAG
Elephantulus edwardii (Cape elephant shrew) is the source of this 1525-nucleotide messenger RNA. Its product is annotated as pantothenate kinase 3-like. Lineage: Eukaryota; Metazoa; Chordata; Mammalia; Macroscelidea; Macroscelididae. The transcript has 7 exons. The coding region runs from base 321 to 1433 and encodes 370 amino acids. Gene Ontology annotation, molecular function: ATP binding; pantothenate kinase activity. Gene Ontology annotation, biological process: coenzyme A biosynthetic process. Gene Ontology annotation, cellular component: cytosol; nucleus. The record is from RefSeq and is a predicted model, not a curated record.